Cantharellus anzutake is the source of this 180-nucleotide messenger RNA. RefSeq lists its product as uncharacterized. The record is from RefSeq and is a predicted model, not a curated record. Lineage: Eukaryota; Fungi; Basidiomycota; Agaricomycetes; Cantharellales; Hydnaceae. The annotation marks the transcript as partial. The transcript has a single exon.
UCGGGAUGCCUCCAAAGUACGCGUGACGAAAUUCGCCGAUCACUACUCAAUCACUUGGCGGAACCCAAAAACCGAUUUGUCUGGCUCCGCGGCUCCCCUGGGACAGGGAAAACUGCAAUAUCUAUCAGCGUUGCGACUACUCUUGACAAACAGGGCGUCUUGGCAGCAUCUUUUUUCUGG